Monosiga brevicollis MX1 is the source of this 255-nucleotide messenger RNA. RefSeq lists its product as uncharacterized. The transcript has 2 exons. The annotation marks the transcript as partial. The record is from RefSeq and is a predicted model, not a curated record. NCBI's taxonomy places the organism in Eukaryota, Choanoflagellata, Craspedida, Salpingoecidae. Gene Ontology annotation, molecular function: protein binding.
AAUCCAGAUACUCGUGACACUGCUGGUACUUCACCCCUGCACAUGGCCGUUUCACUCGGCCAAGCAAGCUUGGUGCAAGCAUUGCUCGACGCUGGCGCUGAGCCAACUGUCUGUGAUCAACGUCAACGAACGCCUCUGCAUACUGCCGUUGAAGCUGGGCACACCGACGUGGUUCGGGCGCUCGUUAAAAUUGGAGGCGACGCGCUCAUGGCAGCUACGGAUGCUGCUGGGUGCACUGUCGCCCACCUGGCGUGC